AUGUCUUCUGAUGAAUGUGAAAUGACUUGCCGCUGUUGUCUGGGAAAUAAUGGAACAACUGAUCUAUUCCUUACCAUUCACGCAGAUUUCCUUUUAUGUGAUUUGUAUUCUACACUCUCUCAACUAGAAUUGAAUGAAGAUGAUGGUUUGCCAAAAAUGCUAUGUUCCAACUGUACUAACCUUGUUAUACAAUUCAAUGCCUUUAGAAAACAAGCCCAAGAAUCAGAAACAUAUCUGAGAAAUGCUUUAUUGAAUUCUAUGAAGGAAGGUGAUGAAUUCAUAGCUGAAGCUCAGUCAAGGGACAAUGAUGUAAAAACUGGGAAUAAUGAUAUAAUUCUUGAGAAUAAUGAUAUAAUUCUUGAGAAUAAUGAUAUAACUGGGCAUGAUGAUAUAACUGAAAAUGAUGAUAUAAAUCAAUUUCUUCAGGAAGUAAUUACCAUUGAGUCAGAUACAGAAAGUUCAUGUGAAAAAACAAUUUGUGGCCUUAAAUUUGACACACAUAGUGCUUACCAGAUCCACAGAAAAAAAGAAGCUAGACAAGAAACAAACAAGAAACAGGUUACAAUCUGCCAGAAACCAAUUGGUUCAUAUGAAUUGAAAGACCAUUUGAAUUUUCAUACAAAUGGAAGACCACAUAAGUGUCAAACUUGUAGUGAAACAUUCAGAUUUAGAUCUAGUUUGACUUGCCAUGAAUUUCAACACACUGGAAAGAAACCCCAUUUCUGUCAUAUUUGUGGAAUGAGUUUUGUUCAAGCUAGUACACUUACAGGUCACAUGCACACUCACUAUGGAGAGAUUGGUGAGAAACCAUUCAUGUGUAAUAUUUGUGGAAGAGGAUUUGUGGAAAAUCUUGAACUUGAUAACCAUAUUAAUAAAGUGCACACAAUGAAAAAUGGAGAUGGAAUUAUCAAUUCAAGUGAUUUACAAUGCAUGGAAUGCAAUAAAGCAUUUUCUUCCAAAUCAGGAUUGAAUCAACACAAGAAAACUCACUGUGAAAGAAAGUUUUUAUGUGGUGAAUGUGGCAAAAAAUUCACCACAAAAACUCUGCUGUCUUCUCACCUGAAAACACACUCUGGGGUUAGGCCUUAUCCAUGUCAUGUUUGUGGUAAAUCCUUUGCUCAGUCAAGCAGCCUUGAUAAACAUAUUCUUGUCCAUACAGGGGAGAAACCUGUUUUAUGCAUCCUAUGUGGAAAAAGAUUUGCACAGCAGAGCCACUUGAUCUACCACAUGAGACGCCACAGUGGAGAGAAGCCCUACAGGUGCACUUAUUGUGAUAAGAUGUUCAGUCACUCAGGAACCCUCAAAGUGCACACUAGAAUCCAUACUGGGGAGAAGCCAUUUGUUUGUCAUAUUUGUUCAAGAGGAUUCUAUGAUUCAAGCAGCAUGAAGAAACAUAUAGUUAAAGUACAUGCUGCAGAAGUUGAUAAUAUUGAAAUAGAAAUUAUGGAAUGA
Phaedon cochleariae (mustard beetle) is the source of this 1452-nucleotide messenger RNA. Lineage: Eukaryota; Metazoa; Arthropoda; Insecta; Coleoptera; Chrysomelidae. The record is from the annotation of a GenBank genome assembly.